Molecule: messenger RNA, 10203 nt
Organism: Centruroides sculpturatus (bark scorpion)
Lineage: Eukaryota; Metazoa; Arthropoda; Arachnida; Scorpiones; Buthidae
Product: dynein heavy chain 3, axonemal-like
Exons: 63
Coding region: 229-10119 (3296 amino acids)
Biological process (GO): microtubule-based movement
Cellular component (GO): dynein complex
Molecular function (GO): dynein light intermediate chain binding; minus-end-directed microtubule motor activity; ATP binding
Source: RefSeq, a predicted model, not a curated record
UUAAUGUUGAAUUCUUAACUUUAAUUUAAUGUAUCAAUUUAGAAAAUAAAUGAAGAAGAAAGAUUAUUAGGAUGGGUUUGCACAAAAGAACCAUUACUAUAUGAACUCACAGAACAAAUUCAGCCUUAUAGUCAACUCUGGCAUACAGCUUAUGAUUUUACAACAAAGUUUGAAAAGUGGUUUAAUGGUCCGUUUAAUGAUCUAAAUACUGAAGAAAUUGAUGAGAGCAUGGAAAAGAUUAAUGAGUCCCUGACUUAUUUGAAAGAUAUAUUUGAAGAUAAUUCAGCACCGAAACACAUUACAACAUAUUUAAAAAAGAAAUACUCUGAAUUUCAUCAUCAUGUACCCUUACUGAAAGUUGUUUGUAAUCCUGGUAUGAAAAUUAGACAUUGGGCAAAGAUUGGCCUUAUAAUUGGUAAAUCAAUUCUUCCAUCUGAGAAAACUUCACUAUCUGAUAUGGUUCAACUUGAAUUAGGAAAUCACAUUUCAAAAAUAGAAGAAAUAGCUGCAUCAGCAAGUAAAGAAUUUUCUUUUGAAACUACUGUGAGCAACAUGAAAAAUGAAUGGAGCAAUUUAAAACUUGAGCUUAUCCCAUAUAGAGAUACGGACAGAAAAAUAUUAUCAUCAUGUGAAGAUGUACAAGCUCUUUUAGAUGAACAUAUUUUAAAAAUUCAAACAAUUGGUGGUUCUCCAUUUUCAAAACCUUUAAAAAAAGAACUAAAUAAUUGGGAAACAACACUAAUACUUAUACAAGAUAUCUUGGAUGCUUGGCUGAAGUGUCAGUCUUCUUGGAUAUAUCUUGAACCAAUUUUCAGUUCAGAAGACAUCACAAGACAAAUGCCUGAAGAAGCACAGAAAUUUUUUGUUGUAAAUGAAAUUCAAAAUAAUAUCACUGCUGAUCUUGUAGCUAGAAACAAUUUAUUAUUACCAGUAUGCUCGGAAGAAACUUUGAAACAGUUCAUUCAGGCUAAUUGCUUUUUAGAUGAUAUACAAAAGGGAUUAAACGAAUAUCUCCAAAAGAAAAGAAUGCAAUUUCCAAGAUUUUUCUUCCUUUCAAAUGAUAUAGUGUUGGAAAUAUUAUCUGAAACAAAUGAACCACAAAGAGUUCAACCAUAUUUGAAGAAAUGUUUUGAAGGUAUUGCACGUCUUAAAUUUUUGGAUGAGGAUGAAAUUGUUGGAAUGAUUUCUUCUGAGAAUGAAGUGGUGCCAUUUUCACAGCAUAUUUUUCCAGAACAAGCUAGAGGAAUGGUUGAAAGGUGGUUAUCCGAAAUUGAAAGAGUUAUGGUGAAAAGUUUACGUGAUAUUAUUGCUAAAGCACUUGACACUUAUAAUGAAAGUAAUGAAAGUGAAUGGCUUCUUCAGUGGCCAGAACAAGUAGUGAUCUGUUGCUUGUUGAUCAUGUGGACAGCUGAUAUAACAGAAGCUAUAAAGAAACAAACAUUAAAAGAAUGUUACAUUAAAUAUAAUGAGAAAAUGAAGACAAUAACUAGCUUAAAGAAUAAAAAUUUGGAUUUGAAUCAUAAACUUACUUUAGAAACAUUAAUUGGAACAAUUUUAUAUGCUUGUGAAAUAACUCAUAAACUUGAAUUAGAAAAUAUAUACAGUAGCGAAGAUUUUCAGUGGCUGAGUCAAUUACAAUAUUAUUGGGAUAAAGAAAAUGUAAAAGUAUCAAUGAUGAGAUCUAGCCUUACUUAUGGAUAUGAAUAUCUUGGAAAUACUUCUCGUCUUAUUAUGUCUCCUCUAACAGAACGCUGUUACAGAACAAUAAUGAUUGCUUUAAAUAUGAAUAUGGGAGCUAUUAUAUAUGGGCCAGCUGCAAGUGGUAAAACAGAAACAUGUAAAGAUUUUGCAAAAGCAAUAGCAAAAAAAUGCAUAGUUUUUAAUUGUUCAAAUGGACUGACUGCAACAGCAACUGGAAAUUUGUUUAAAGGAAUAGUUCAAAUUGGAUGUUGGAUCUGUUUAGAGCAAUUUGACAAAAUACAGUUGCAGACUUUAGCAGUUAUAUCACAACAAAUUCAUUUAAUUUUAAAUGCAAUUAAUCAAAAAUGUAAAUUCUUUAAAUUUGAAGGGAUGGAUCUACAUUUAAAUCCAACUUGUUCCAUUUUAACCACAGUUGAGUUACAUUCUACUAAGCAAAACUAUCUUCCAAACAACUUAAAGAUAAUGUUUCGACCAGUUUCUCUUAUUUAUCCCAAUUACCAUUAUAUCUGUGAAAAUUUUCUGCUUGUAGCUGGAUUUGUUGAAGCAAAAGAAUUAACUGAAAAAGUAAUAGCUGUAUUUGAACUGUGCAAGGAGCAAUUUUCAAUACAAAAUCAUUAUGAUUUUAGUUUGGUUUCAUUAAAAUCUAUACUAUGUUUGGCCAAAAAUUUAAAAGAAAAAUAUCCUUCUGAAUGUGAAGAUUCCAUUCUUUUAAAAGCAAUAGACAGCAUUAUCACACCAAAAUUAUUUAAAAUGGAUAUUUCUUUAUACAAAACCAUUAUUGCGGAUUAUUUUCCUGUUAAUUCAAUGCUCAAUAUGAAAAAUAACAUCUUAGAGGAAGCUUUACAAAAUUGUAUUAAAGAACAAAAUCUUCAACCUGUACCAUAUUUUGUACAAAAAAUAAUACAUAUAUAUGAACUUUUACUAAUAAAGACCGGCAUUAUCAUAUGUGGUAAUUGCAUGUCUGGGAAAACUUCAUCUUACAAAAUGCUAGCUGCAGCAUUAGAAGAUAUUAAUAAUAAAGGAGAAGAAUGUGGAAUGUUAGAAUAUAAAGUUAUAUAUCAGAACAUAAAUCCAAAUUCAGUUACAAUAAAUCAACUAUAUGGAACUGCAGAUGAAGUUACUGAUGAAUGGAAAGAUGGAAUUAUAUCCACAUUGCUUCGUGAUUAUACAAACAAUAAAUCAACAGAAAGAAAAUGGGUCAUAUUUGAUGGACCAUUCAGUUGUUACUGGGCAGAAAACUUAAAUACAUUUUUAGAUGAUAAUGGACAAUUAUGUUUAAUGAAUGGUGAAGCUAUACAAAUAAAUAAUAAAAUUAACAUAAUAUUUGAGACAGAAGAGUUAGAAAAUGCUUCUCCAGCUAUUAUAUCACGUUGUGGAGUAGUAUAUAUGAAUUCUGAGCAAUUAGGGUGGUCAGCAUUAAAACGUUCUUACAUGAAUACUCUCCCAAAUUUUAUAAACAAGGAACAUAAAAGCAUUAUAAAUGAUUUAUUUGAAUGGCUUAUUCCAGCUUGUAUAAAAUUUUAUCAAAAUUUGUUAACAGAAUUAAUAACUGAUGAUGAUAAUUAUGUACCUAUCUUGGCACAGCUAAGUAAGCAUUUACAAAUUUUAUUUUCAUUCUCUGUUGUUUGGACAUUUGGAGGCAUUUUUAUCAGUAAGGAAGAUCGUAUCAUAUUUGAUAAUUUUUAUCGAAAUUUACUUGCUGGAGAAAAUGAUAAUUAUCCUAUACCAGAAUCAUUUAAUUUAACAAAAGCAGAAUUAUUUCCACAGGAAGGAUUUAUAUAUGAUUUUUUAUAUGAUAAAGAAAAAUGUGAAUGGAUUGAAUGGAAUUCAUUUCAAAGUCUUGAAAUGGAACCAUCAACAUAUGUGGAGAUUAUAAACAGAAUAAUUCCAACAAAUAAAACAAGAUGUCAGCAAUAUUUUCUUCAAAAAUACAUUAAACAUAAAGUGCCAGUUCUACUUAUUGGUCCUAGCUGUAGUGGAAAGACCUUUGUAACUAAUGAUUAUCUUAAUAAGCUAAAUAAAGAUCAAUACAUUGUAAAUUGGAUUACAUUUUCUGCUUGUACAUCUGCCAAUGAAGUGCAAGAAAUAUUUAUGUCUAAAUUAGACAGGAGACGUAAAGGAGUAUAUGGACCUCAUAUAGGGAAAACAUUUAUUAUGUUCAUAGAUGAUGUAAAUUUGCCAAACAAGCAGCAAUCCACAAUGCAGUCACCAAUUGAAUUAUUACAUCAGUGGUUUAAUUGUGGAUAUUGGUAUGAUCAAAAAGAUUUUUCUGCAGUUGAAAUAGCAGAUGUUAUAGACAAAUACAAUAAAGAAAGCAAGACUCGCAUGGAUCUAGUAAUAUUUAAAUUUAUUGUAGAACAUUUUUCCAGAAUAAGCAGAAUUUUGAAAAUGACUAAAGGUCAUAUGCUUUUGAUUGGUGUCAGAGGAAGUGGACGUCAUAGUGUUGUGAGAUUGUCAUCUUUUGUUAAAAAUUAUAAUCUUCAUGAAAUCAAAAUGACAUCUAAUUACUCUAAACUGAAAUGGAAAAAUGACUUGAAAAAGGUAAUUUAUAAAGCAGGUGCAGAUGGUUUGCCAAGCACCCUACUUUUCAGCUGUGAUAAUUUACAAAACAAAAUGAUACUUGAAGACAUAAAUAUGCUGCUGACUACUGGUGACAUCUCAAAUCUGUUUGGUUCAGACGAAAAGGCAGAAAUUAUAGAAAAGAUUCAGUUGGCUGUUAGAGAUAUGGAACUUCAAGCGGAGAAAAUGUUAGAAGAAGCAACAAAAUCUGGCAGUUGGUUGAUUCUUCAAAACUGUCAUCUGGUUCCUCAUUGGAUGCCCAUUUUGGAAAAUAUAUGUGAAGAAAUAAGAACCUCCAAAACCAUUCAUAAAAGUUUUCGGUUGUGGCUGACCAGUUAUCCAUUUACAGAAUUUCCUGCUUCUAUUCUCAUAAAUGUUAUCAAAGUGGCCAAUUACAUUCCGAACAAUCUGAGAGACAAUCUACUCUUUUCCUAUUCCGAUAUUAUUUUACAAAGUGAUUGCAAGCAUGAAGACUGGCACAGAAUUGAAUUUACUUUGAGAUUCUUUGACACAAUUUUGCAUGAAAGAAGAAGAUAUAUUCCACUUGGAUGGAGAAUUCCCUAUGAAUUUAAUCGGAAUGAUCUUCAAAUGAGUUUGCAGCAAACACAAAUUCAUCUAAUUGAACGCAAUGAUUAUCUGUGGAAGACUCUAAGUUAUGUUAUAACUGAUUGUAGCUAUGGGGGACUCGUAAUUGACAAAACAGAUCGUAAUCUGCUUUCUGACAUCUUUUCUUCAUGUUGCAAUCAAGAAGUUAUAGAUGCUAAUAUUUACAGUUUUCCUACAGAAAAAUGCUAUACUUUUCCUCCCACGUCCAACAUCCUGGAACAUAUAAAGACUUUCCCACACGAAACAGCACCAGAAGUAUUAGGUUUACAUUGCAAUGCGGAUAUAAUACGAGGAAAACAAGAAAUCGAGGGACUAUUUAAGAAUAUUUGCUUCAUACAAGCCAAAGCGGUGAACGAGGAUGGCUUCUCUGAAACGAUCAUUUCUGCACUAGUAGAAGACAUCUUGAAAAAAUUACCAUCGCAAUUAAAUGUUUUUUCCUCGGAUGCUUCUCCACAUCAUCCAGCAUUAUUCCGAGAGAUUUUUCAAUACAAUAACUUGAUUGGUGUAAUGAAGUGUACUUUAAGAGAAGUACAAGAAGUCUUGAUUGGUCGAGCAUCCUCAUCCGAAGAGAUAGAAGAUGCAAUGGAAUGCUUACAGCAUGGAAAAAUUGCAAAAUUGUGGUUGCGCCUAGCUUAUCCUACUACAAAAUCUCUCGGGAGUUUUGUGAGCGAUUUGUGUCUUAGGUUUGAUUUCUUCAAAAGAUGGUGGGAAGAAAACAGUCUCGCUGACUAUUGGCUAUCCGCAUUUUACUUUCCUAGUGCCUUUUUAACAGAUUGUCUGCGAACUUAUGGUAAAAUCAUGGCCUUAUCAAUUAAAGACUUGAGAUUCGUGUUUGCAUCGAGGAGUGAAAUAUCAGUGAAAGAAGUGCCCAUUAGGGGAUUAUGUAUUGUAGGAGCUCAUUGGGAUGCGGAUAGAAAACUAUUGGUAGAGCUUCCACCUAGAACUCUUUGCAAUUCGUUACCGAGUACAGGUUUGGAAAAGUUAAAUUUUGCAGCCUCUCAGAUUUCUGUUAUGCAAAAUGAAUUGACUAAUCUACAGCCUCAAUUAAUUGAAACUUCUGGAGAAACCGAGAAAUUAAUGGUUAAAAUCGAGCAGGAUACAGUCGAAGUGGAAGCAAAAAAAGAGGUUGUUGCUGCAGAUGAAGCAUUAGCAAACAAAGCAGCUGCUGCUGCUCAAGCAAUUAAGGACGACUGUGUUAAAGAUUUGUCAGAAGCAGUUCCCGCUAUGGAAAGUGCAGUCGCGGCUUUAAAUACUUUAAAACCACAAGAUAUCAGAGUUAUCAAGUCUAUGAAGAAUCCUCCAUUAAGAAUUAAAAUGGUGAUGGAAGCAAUUUGCAUUAUGAAACAAGUCAAACCUGUUCGAAGAGUGGAUCAUUCUGGAAGAAUGAUUGAUGACUACUGGACUGCAGCUCAAAAGAUGUUACUAGGAGACAUGAAGUUUAUAGAACAUUUACAAUAUUAUAACAAAGAAGACAUACCAGAUCAUAUAAUGAAAGAAAUUAGGGAAAGAUUUAUUCAGAAUCCGGAAUUUGACCCAGAUGUUAUCAAAAAUGUGUCACGCGCCUGUGAAGGUCUUUGUCGUUGGGUGAAAGCCAUAGAUAUCUACGACAGAGUAGCCAAAGUGGUGGCACCAAAGAAAGCGAAGUUGGCCCAAGCUGAAAAGGAGCUAGUGCAUCAAAUGAAAAAAUUAGAGGAGAAAAAGAAAGAAUUACAAAAUAUAACAGAUAAAUUACAAGGUCUAAAUGAUGAAUUUGCCGCCAUGACCAAGAAGAAGAAAGAACUUGAAGACAAUAUAGAAAUAUGUUCAAGAAAAUUAGAAAGAGCCGAACGCCUGUUGGGAGGUUUGGGAGGAGAAAAGGUGCACUGGGAAGAAAUUGCCGAGGAGUUGUUAACUCGUUACAAUAACAUUGUAGUGGACAUACUUUUAUGCGCUGCACUGGUUGUUUAUCUUGGAAAUUUUAAAGAGGAGUUCAGGAAGGAAUAUAUUGUAAAGUGGCACAGUGCGUGCACAGAGCGUUCCAUACCCUGUUCGGAACAUUUCUCCAUUGUUGAAACGCUCGGUGAUCUUACACAAAUUCAAUAUUGGCAAUCGUUGGGUCUACCAGUGGAUGACUUUAUCACAGAAAACUGUUUAAUUGUCAAUCAUUCACGUAAAUGCUCUCUGAUAAUUGAUCCUCAUGGAAUAGCUAAGAAAUGGAUUGAAUCUUUUGAAGAAAAUUUGAUAAUAUUGAAAAUAACCGAUGUAAAAUUGAUGAACAAGAUUAAGGAAGCAUUAAAACAAGGAAAUCCCAUCUUGUUAGAGAAUGUAGACAAAAAUAUUGAUACAAUCCUCAAUCCAAUUCUGUUGAAACAAACGUUUAAGUCAUCAGAAAAUGAGUUCAUACAACUGAAUGAAGAUAUCAUAGAAUAUUCUCCAAAUUUUAAGAUGUACAUGAUAACAAAAUUAUAUGAUCCCCAUUAUUCAGCCAGCGUACAAGACAAGGUUUCAAUUUUAAAUUUCACUCCAACCAAACUUGGGAUGGAGACCCGAUUGUUAAGCAUAGUAUCUGCAAAAGAGAGAUCAGAGCUGGAAAAAGAGAGGAACGAUCUGAUAGCUAGAAGUGCCGAAAACAAGAAGAAACUGAAAGAACUGGAAGAUCGAAUUUUAGAAAUUUUGUCGUCGUCUCAGGGUAACAUAUUAGAAGACGAAACAGCAAUUAGAAUCUUGUCCUCGUCCAAAACAUUAUCGGAAGAUAUUAUUGGCCGACAAAAAACAAUGGCUGUGGCGCAACAGGAAAUUGACAAUGAGUGCAAGUGUUAUUUACCUAUUGCUUCUUGUUCCACCAUCAUAUUUUUUUGCAUAAUGUCUCUCUCUUCCAUUAACUCCAUGUAUAGAUUCUCGUUGGAUUGGUUCUUGCAACUCUACAUUCGAUCAAUCGAGGAGAGCGAUAAAACAGAAGAUUUAGAACAGAGAAUUGAUAAUAUAAAUUGCUGUUUUCUGGAAAUUAUUUAUCAAAAUGUAUGUUCUUCCUUGUUUGAAAAGGAUAAGCUAUUGUUUUUGUUUCUACUUGCUACAGGACUGCUUAAAAACAGGGGUGCAUUUGAUGAAGAUGCAUGGAAUUUGCUGUUGAGAAAUAAUGGCUCUCCUUUACCUUCAAUAGAUAUGAAAAGUAGGCCUUCCUGGUUACCAAAACACUCCUGGUUGCAAUUUCGGCAUUUAUCCACUUUAUCAGUUUUCCAGAGUCUGUUGGAUGAUUUAAAUCAUCAUUCCAAUGCAUGGAAGAAUAUAUACCAGUCAAGUGAUGCAAAAAUCUGUUUUCCUAAUAAAUGGGCAUCUCUGACUGGUUUAAACAAAUUGCUUUUAUUAAAAUGUCUAGGUCCAGACAGGCUCCUUUCUGGCAUUAAGGAUUUUGUGGCAGAAAUGCUGGGAGAAAAGUUUGUUUAUGCGCCCUCCUCCAGUUUAGAAGAUAUUUAUGCCAACACAACCCCAAACGAACCUGUGUUGUUGAUCCUUUCCGAGAAUAGCAAUAUCGAAAAUGCUAUUAUUGCCUUAAACGAACGUAGUACUUAUAGACACAAAUUGGAUUUUAUAUCACUAGGGAAAAAUCAAGAACUUCAAGCGGAGAAAAUGUUAGAAGAAGCAACAAAAUCUGGCAGUUGGUUGAUUCUUCAAAACUGUCAUCUGGUUCCUCAUUGGAUGCCCAUUUUGGAAAAUAUAUGUGAAGAAAUAAGAACCUCCAAAACCAUUCAUAAAAGUUUUCGGUUGUGGCUGACCAGUUAUCCAUUUACAGAAUUUCCUGCUUCUAUUCUCAUAAAUGUUAUCAAAGUGGCCAAUUACAUUCCGAACAAUCUGAGAGACAAUCUACUCUCUUCCUAUUCCGAUAUUAUUUUACAAAGUGAUUGCAAGGUGAGGAAUUUUCGUGGAAAAUUCAACCAUGUUGUAAUUAAAGCUUUCCUUACUAUGUUACAGCAUGAAGACUGGCACAGAAUUGAAUUUACUUUGAGAUUCUUUGACACAAUUUUGCAUGAAAGAAGAAGAUAUAUUCCACUUGGAUGGAGAAUUCCCUAUGAAUUUAAUCGGAAUGAUCUUCAAAUGAGUUUGCAGCAAACACAAAUUCAUCUAAUUGAACGCAAUGAUUAUCUGUGGAAGACUCUAAGUUAUGUUAUAACUGAUUGUAGCUAUGGUGGACUCGUAAUUGACAAAACAGAUCGUAAUCUGCUUUCUGACAUCUUUUCUUCAUGUUGCAAUCAAGAAGUUAUAGAUGCUAAUAUUUACAGUUUUCCUACAGAAAAAUGCUAUACUUUUCCUCCCACGUCCAACAUCCUGGAACAUAUAAAGACUUUCCCACACGAAACAGCACCAGAAGUAUUAGGUUUACAUUGCAAUGCGGAUAUAAUACGAGGAAAACAAGAAAUCGAGGGACUAUUUAAGAAUAUUUGCUUCAUACAAGCCAAAGCGGUGAACGAGGAUGGCUUCUCUGAAACGAUCAUUUCUGCACUAGUAGAAGACAUCUUGAAAAAAUUACCAUCGCAAUUAAAUGUUUUUUCCUCGGAUGCUUCUCCACAUCAUCCAGCAUUAUUCCGAGAGAUUUUUCAAUACAAUAACUUGAUUGGUGUAAUGAAGUGUACUUUAAGAGAAGUACAAGAAGUCUUGAUUGGUCGAGCAUCCUCAUCCGAAGAGAUAGAAGAUGCAAUGGAAUGCUUACAGCAUGGAAAAAUUGCAAAAUUGUGGUUGCGCCUAGCUUAUCCUACUACCAAAUCUCUCGGGAGUUUUGUGAGCGAUUUGUGUCUUAGGUUUGAUUUCUUCAAAAGAUGGUGGGAAGAAAACAGUCUCGCUGACUAUUGGCUAUCCGCAUUUUACUUUCCUAGUGCCUUUUUAACAGAUUGUCUGCGAACUUAUGGUAAAAUCAUGGCCUUAUCAAUUAAAGACUUGAGAUUCGUGUUUGCAUCGAGGAGUGAAAUAUCAGUGAAAGAAGUGCCCAUUAGGGGAUUAUGUAUUGUAGGAGCUCAUUGGGAUGCGGAUAGAAAACUAUUGGUAGAGCUUCCACCUAGAACUCUUUGCAAUUCGUUACCGAGUAUCAUAUUUCGGAUUGAGACCAAUAUCCCGGAUACAGGUGAUCAUUAUAGGUGUCCUGUAUAUGCUAUUGGCACUCGAGACAAGAUUUCCAAUUACAUUUCAGACGUCACCUUGCCUUGCGACGGUAGGAAAGAUCAUUGGUUGUAUCGGGGAGUGGCAUUGUUAUGCCAAGCAGAUGAAUUUCUAGAUGAAGGAUGAGAAUUGCAUAACACAUUUGUCAAAAAUGGUGUAACUUCUGUUUUUAACUUUUAAAGAAAUCGAUGCUAAGAUUGAAAAAAAAAA